CUUCCAUCUGUCAUUUCUCUGUGUAGUUCGUUGUGCUCGCUGUUCGUCACCCCCGUGGUUUAUUGGUAUGGAAGUCUCUUCUGUUGGAGCUUUCUGAAAUACCGGUUCUUAUCAGAGAUCAACCAAGGUCUGAGCUGGUUUCACAAGCAGAACAGUGCAACUGGAAAGGGUUUUGACCCACCUCAUCAAAGCGAUACACGAACUAUUUAUAUAGCAAAUCGUUUUCCCCAGCAUGGCCAUUAUAUUCCUCAGAAGUUUGCAGACAACAGAAUCAUAUCAUCCAAGUAUACAGUGUGGAAUUUUGUUCCAAAAAACUUAUUUGAACAGUUCAGAAGAAUAGCCAACUUCUAUUUUCUGAUAAUAUUUUUGGUUCAGCUCAUGAUAGAUACCCCUACCAGUCCUAUUACGAGUGGAUUGCCAUUGUUCUUUGUCAUAACUGUGACAGCCAUAAAGCAGGGUUAUGAAGACUGGCUACGACAUAAAGCAGACAAUGAAGUAAACGGUGCUCCAGUUUAUGUUGUUCGAAGUGGUGGCCUUGUAAAAACUAGAUCUAAAAACAUUCGGGUGGGAGACAUUGUCAGAGUAGCCAAAGAUGAGACUUUUCCUGUUGAUCUGGUGCUUUUAUCUUCUGAUCGAGUAGACGGUUCAUGCCAUGUUACUACUGCAAGUUUGGAUGGCGAAACUAAUCUUAAGACACAUGUGGCAGUCCCGGAAACAGCAGUGCUACAGUCUGUUGCCAACCUGGACAAACUUGUAGCUGUCAUAGAAUGUCAGCAGCCAGAGGCAGAUCUAUACAGAUUUGUUGGAAGAAUAACUAUAAGCCAACAGAUGGAGGAAAUAGUACGACCUCUGGGGCCUGAAAGUCUCUUACUUCGUGGAGCAAGAUUAAAAAACACUAAAGAAAUAUUUGGUGUUGCAGUGUAUACAGGUAUGGAGACAAAGAUGGCAUUAAAUUACAAGAGUAAAUCUCAGAAACGGUCAGCAGUAGAAAAGUCUAUGAAUUCCUUUUUGAUUAUUUAUCUAAUAAUCCUCCUCUUUGAAGCCAUUUUGAGUACUAUUUUAAAGUAUGCCUGGCAAGCUGAAGAAAAAUGGGAUGAACCUUGGUAUAAUGAUAAAACAGAACAUGAAAGGAACAGCAGUAAGAUUCUGAGAUUUAUUUCAGAUUUCCUUGCUUUUCUGGUACUUUACAAUUUUAUUAUACCCAUUUCACUUUAUGUAACUGUUGAGAUGCAGAAGUUUCUUGGAUCUUUUUUCAUUGGCUGGGAUCUUGACCUCUAUCAUGAAGAGACAAAUCAGAGAGCGCAAGUAAAUACUUCAGACCUCAAUGAGGAACUUGGACAGGUAGAGUAUGUGUUUACAGACAAAACCGGUACAUUAACUGAAAAUGAGAUGCAGUUUCGGGAGUGCUCCAUUAAUGGCAUAAAGUACCAGGAGGUCAAUGGUAAACUGACUCCAGAGGGGUUUUCUGAAGAUUCUCCAGAUGGAAAUAGGCAUACUUUGAUGAAAGAGGAAGAACUCUUCUUGAAAGCAGUUUGUCUUUGUCAUACAGUACAGAUCAGUGCAGAUCAAACAGAUGGUGCCGAUGGGCCCUGGCAUGCCAAUGGAAUAGCAUCACCAUUGGAGUAUUAUGCUUCUUCACCAGAUGAGAAAGCUUUAGUUGAAGCUGCAAGCCGGGUUGGAGUAGUAUUUAUGGGAACUAGUGGGGACAGUAUGGAAGUAAAAAGUCUUGGAAAACCAGAAAGGUACAAGUUGCUUCAUGUUUUGGAGUUUGAUCCAAAUCGCAGACGAAUGAGUGUCAUUGUAGAGAGUCCCUCAGGGGAAAAGCUUUUAUUCACCAAAGGAGCAGAAUCUUCCAUUCUUCCUCGUAGUAAGAGUGGAGAAAUAGACAAAACAAGGAUACACGUUGAUGAAUUUGCUUUGAAAGGACUACGAACUUUGUGCGUGGCGUACAGAAGGUUCACACCGGAGGAAUACCAAGAAAUUGGCAAACGCCUUCAUGAGGCCAGGACUGCCUUACAGCAACGGGAAGAAAAAUUAGCAGAUGUAUUCAACUUCAUAGAAAGGGAUCUGGAACUGCUUGGGGCUACUGGAGUAGAAGACAAACUGCAGGAGAAAGUCCAAGAAACUAUAGAAGCACUCAGAUUGGCUGGUAUUAAAGUGUGGGUUCUGACUGGAGAUAAGCAUGAAACGGCUGUUAGUGUCAGUUUAUCAUGUGGACACUUUCAUAGAACUAUGAACAUCCUUGAACUUGUACAGCACAAAUCAGACAGUACAUGCGCAGAGCAACUGAGGCAGCUAGCCAAGAGAAUAAAAGAAGACCAUGUUAUCCAGCAUGGACUGGUAGUGGAUGGGACCAGCCUCUCUCUUGCACUCAGGGAACAUGAAAAACUGUUCAUGGAAGUUUGUAAAAACUGUUCUGCAGUGUUGUGUUGUCGUAUGGCACCGCUUCAGAAAGCAAAGGUAGUGAGACUGUUAAAAACAUCUCCAGAAAAACCUAUAACAUUAGCAAUUGGUGAUGGUGCUAAUGAUGUGAGCAUGAUACAAGAAGCACAUGUUGGCAUAGGAAUCAUGGGCAAGGAAGGAAGACAAGCUGUAAGAAAUAGUGACUAUGCAAUAGCACGAUUUAAAUUCCUCUCCAAGUUGCUUUUUGUUCACGGGCACUUUUACUAUAUUAGAAUAGCAACCCUUGUACAGUACUUUUUUUAUAAGAAUGUGUGCUUUAUUACACCACAAUUUUUAUAUCAGUUCUUCUGUUUGUUUUCACAACAGACCCUCUAUGACAGUGUAUACCUGACUUUGUAUAAUAUUUGUUUCACUUCCUUGCCUGUCCUCAUCUACAGUCUUUUUGAACAGCAUGUGCAUCCGCAUGUAUUGCAGAGUAAACCUGUGCUCUAUCGAGACAUCAGUAAAAAUGCUCAUCUUGGGUAUAAACCAUUUCUUUACUGGACCAUCUUGGGCUUCUUGCAUGCAUUCGUUUUCUUUUAUGGUUCGUAUCUUCUAAUGGGAGAAGACACUUCAUUGCUGGGAAAUGGCCAGAUGUUUGGAAACUGGACAUUUGGUACUUUAGUCUUCACCGUUAUGGUUAUAACCGUUACGAUGAAGAUGGCGCUAGAAACUCACUUCUGGACAUGGAUAAACCAUUUUGUUACUUGGGGUUCCAUUGUGUUUUAUUUCAUAUUCUCCUUGUUUUAUGGGGGAAUUAUCUGGCCAUUUUUACAUACCCAGGAUAUGUACUUUGUAUUUGUUCAACUGUUGUCAAGUGGUUCUGCUUGGUUUGCCAUAAUACUCAUAGUAGUUGCUUGUCUGUUUCUUGAUGUUGUGAAGAAAGUGCUGUACAGGCAUCUACAACCAACAAGUACUGAAAAAGCUCAGUUUACUGAGACAGGUUCAAGUAUCAACUGCAUGGACUCCAUGUGCUGCUUCUCAGAUGGGGAAACAGCAUGCACAUCUGUUAGAAGAAUGCUGGAACGACUAAUGGGAAGAUGUAGUCCAACCCGGGUCAACAGAUCAUGGAGUUCAUCGGAUCCCUUCUAUGCCAACGACAGAAGCAUCUUGACUCUCUCCACAAUGGACUCACCCACUUGUUAACAGGGACAUUUGUAAAUACCCUGUGGAAGCCAAGUGGUGCUCACGUACCUAUAGUAGGUUCAGAAGCGAGUUCAGUGCUACAUCCCUGCCCUAGACAGGACUAGUGUGACUUAAAGGCAAACUGGCUGUCCUGUAGCCAAGCAUAGCGGUCAUCUGGACUGUAUUUGCUUCCAGUAUUUUUUCUAAUGAUAUCCACAAGUUGCUAAGUAAAUUUUUUUUAGUAAGAAAUGCUUUUUCCUCUCACCAUUAAAUCUUUUUUUGUUACUGUAUGAGCAGAUUGGAACCUUGUAUUUGAUAUUUGAGAUGCUGGUAUAGCACAGUGCAAAAUCUUUCUCCCAACUCCAAGUGAUCAGAUAGAAUUUGCACAAUGAAACAUAAGUGGAACGUAAUGAAAUUAGAUUGCCCUUUACUGCACACACACUCGGUUUGAACUGUCUUUUACAGCAGAUCAGUCUUAUUGUUUCCAUGGACGGUUUCUAAAGUGUUUAAAUACUCAGAAAUUUUUUAGAGAUAAAUACAAUUCAGAUAUUUAUGCUGGUGUAUGAAUGGCCAUUUUAUUAGUCAUCACUUUGAGAAAGAAACAGCCUACAUCGGUCAUUUGGAGUCAUGAGGAUUUAACAGGUCACUGAUUUCCUGAAGUGUGAUUCAAAGCCAGUCAUCUUCUCUAACAGCUGUUUCGUUAACCAUUCAUAAACCUGAAGUGGAAAAAUGGGUAAGAAACAGUGGCUCGUGCAGGUAUCUCACUAGCAUAAAUUUUUGAAUGAGGAAUCCUUUUAAUGUUGGUGAAUCUUUGCAUGUUUUAUUCUUUUUCAUGUAUUUAUAUUUGGCCGCGUUGUACGUUGAAGAUGCGAUUAAUGCUUAAUUAUCUUCAUAUAUCUGAAGGGUCUGAGACAUUGGUGGCAAUGUUUUGAUACCUAAGUAUGUCAAUAAAAACAAAUUGCACCAAUGCAGCUUUGAAUGGUACACGAUGCAUCUUGCAGGUACUUUUUUUUCCCUCUGAUCAGUUUAAAUAAAUGUGUCUUCAUGUUUGGGGAAGGGUAACAACAUUUGCCUCUGUUCUGCCAUGUUGGCCAGAGCUAUUAAGGGGUCUUUCUUUAGACGUGAGAGCUAAAUGGAGGUUAGAGCUUUGUCUUAGGUAGUCCUCAGGUGCAGGCCAGGAAAAAUGCUGCUGUGUUUGGACACCUGUUUGGCAAUCCAGUUUGAAGUCAGUCUCUGAAGUCCCAUCACUAUUAAAAGAAUCUUCCUGCCAGUCAGCAGAAGGUAAAAAGCAACGUAUUUAAAUUCUCAGUGAAAGAAACUAAAUCAGACUGUAAAUAGCUCCUGUAAAUAGAACCUGUAAGAACUUGUUAACUGGAGAUGCAGUUAAGCCUGAGAUUUGUACAAAACCAGCGUUAGCUGCUUUCAGCACACCUGCAGGGGUUUCCCCUAUUGGCCCAAGUAGGUUACUUGUCUUAGCAGUUUCUCAUUCUGAGACAGUCUUCCAACUGCCACCAAUAUCUAAGACGUUUUUAAAAACUCUAACAGAUAUCUGCUGUUUUGUCAUAUCUUUUGUGUGUAAGCCACCAUGUUUCACUGUUCAGAAGUAUGUGUUUGUCCAUGUCACCCACAGCACCCAGGCAGAGCGUGUGACUGUUGGGCCUCAUUAGCCAGCUCAUCUGCGUGUCUAGCUGGUGCACCACGUGUGGAAAUAGGCACUGUGCUUAACUCUUUAGGAAUGUCAGAGGGUUUGAUAACCCUGCUCCAAGCAUUUAGAUUGGGUCAGGCUCUGUACAGAAAUGUUUGUUGGCUUUUACCAUGCAAAUAUGUUGAUUAUACGCACAGAAGAUGCACAGUCCUGUACUUGAAGAAUAAUUUACAUUCAUUAUAUAUGUUUCUUUAAAACCUUCCAUCUCCUCUUGUCCCUCUUCCCCUGCUUUCCCUUUUCCCAGUGUUUGUAAGGUUACCGAAGAAACACGCAUUUAAACAGUUCAGGAAGAACUUAAGAAUCCAUCUGUCUGCCAAGGUAUAUUUUUCUAUUUGCAGUACAAGUUAAACCUGUAAUUUAUCAUUUAAUGAGUGUAGAAUUGGUCUGCAUGUGACCAGAUUUUUGGUCUGGCAAACACUUAGGACCACAUGUUUUUGUAAAUAUGCCACAGAUGAUUGAGAAUUGCUUUUGCUCAAGGAAGAAAGCUUUUGUGUAUGUCUCUGACAGUUAAAGCGUAAGAAACAUUCAUUGUGCACUGAGUUUACUGUAAAAGUUAGUCAGUCUUCACAAAGAUGACUGCACAAAAUACGGCUUACUCCAUUUAACAAAGAGUUCAGCUCUCUGAGUUAAUGGUGAGGGAGGAAGGAAAUAAAUAUGAUAGAGCUAUGCCUCAGCCUUGAAACCCAUAACAUGUGGCAGGAAAGCAGCAGUCUGUUAAAGCAAAUUACCAGACUUAGGCUUUUUAACCUUGCAGUAGAAAAGAUGGAGUGGGAAUAUGUUCCCAUUUGUUCACAAACUAGAAUGUGUAUAGAUUAUGCUUACAAUAUUCUGUGUAUUUUUUAAGGCUAUGGAGGAGGGAAUUAAAAAAAAAAAAA
Meleagris gallopavo (turkey) is the source of this 6147-nucleotide messenger RNA. The record is from RefSeq and is a predicted model, not a curated record. NCBI's taxonomy places the organism in Eukaryota, Metazoa, Chordata, Aves, Galliformes, Phasianidae.